Astyanax mexicanus (Mexican tetra) is the source of this 1234-nucleotide messenger RNA. RefSeq names its product gametocyte-specific factor 1. NCBI's taxonomy places the organism in Eukaryota, Metazoa, Chordata, Actinopteri, Characiformes, Acestrorhamphidae. The record is from RefSeq and is a predicted model, not a curated record. Bases 16 to 738 code for a protein of 240 amino acids. The transcript has 6 exons.
GCCUAAGUAGGCAGCAUGGUGUACAAUUCGGACACGGCCUCAGCCUCUAGUUUGUUAGUUAGGUUAGCGGGCUUAACGAAGUUAACUAGGUCUUUGUUAGCUGUUUGGUUUUACCUGAACGUUGUUUGUCGGAGUUGUAGCUUAGUAAACCACCGUUCUACCUCCACAAACCCGAAGAGACAGCAAAAAAUGGAGUCCAAGAAAUUAAAGCAGCCCAAGGCACCAAAAUCUGAGGUGAAAGCCCCUCUUCGUCGAUGGGAAGAAGCGGAAGACGAGGAUUUCUGUAACCCCGACAAACUGCUUGUGUGUCCCUACGACCCAAACCACCAGAUCCGCGCCUGUCGCUUCCCUUACCAUCUCCUCAAGUGCAAGAAGAACCAUCCUGAAUUGGCCAAUCAACUGUGGACGUGCCCAUUCAAUGCCCGUCACCUCAUGCCCAAGCAUGAGUUAUCCCAUCACAUGUCGAACUGUGUGGACAGGUGCUCUGUGAGUGCUGACUAUGUGGAAAGUGCUGAGACACAGCGCAAAUUUCAGGUACCUGUCAAUAACUGGACAACCCCGGAGUGUGAUGAAGAUUGGGACCAAGAGGAAGAGGAGACAGUAGUCCCGGCAACACCAUUUGUCUGGGGAUUGUCAACCUCGCAACUUGGACAAGAAAGGUCUGAACCAACUGUGACCAACAGUUUGUCCUCCAGUCUCAGAGCACCAAGAGUUUUUCCUUGGAAACUGGACAAGUGAAGAAUGUUAUUUCCUCUAAAGCACUGUUGGUGAACAUGUUCAUCUUAUUUUGAGUUUAAUUUACAACACACUGAAUCUUUUAUUGACGACCCAAGUCCAAGAGAAUCACUCAGAAUGACUCAGAAUAGCUUUCAGACUGGGUUUCAGAAUGUUUAAAGGUGUGUCAGUUAAGUUAGUUUUUGGUUUGGCAUGUGAGAUUGUGUCAAACAAAAGAGAAGGAUGCAAGCAGGAUCUAAGAGCAGUUAACUGUGACCUCUAGUACAUUGUCAUGGGUUGCUUUUGUGUUUCAAGUGCCAGGAUGUUUUCAUACUUCUCAGUUUUCAAUUGAUGACGUUUACAAAAAAAACUGUAUGAUUCUGAAGCCUUACUGACAUUUUACGUGCACUUACUGAUGCUAGCCUUUGGUUAAUGUUUUGUGGCCUGGACUUCUAUGUACCGUUAGUUUAACUUAAAUUAAGAACAUAUUUAGGCUGCAUAAAAAUUGUGACAACUUACC